AUGAAGUUCUUCGCAGUCCUCUUCCUCAUCCCCUUCCUUGGAGGCGCCCUCGCUGCCCCCAGCCCAAGUGAAAUGAUCGCGGAGGCUCCGAUGCAGGAGAACUCUGAUAUGGACGCCAGCUCCCAGCUCUUGUCCGUUACUGCUGCUCAGUGUCCUCCCAGCCAUCCCUUGUACUGCCGUGCAUACAACUUCUGCUGUGUCAGGCAGGCAGUUUCCUGCUGUCCAAGGGCCUGCUGCGCCCGUGGCACCACCCACUGCGGAAGUGAUGGCCACUGCUACCGCCGUGGAUAA
Trichophyton benhamiae CBS 112371 is the source of this 291-nucleotide messenger RNA. RefSeq lists its product as uncharacterized. NCBI's taxonomy places the organism in Eukaryota, Fungi, Ascomycota, Eurotiomycetes, Onygenales, Arthrodermataceae. The coding region runs from base 1 to 291 and encodes 96 amino acids. The transcript has a single exon. The record is from RefSeq and is a predicted model, not a curated record.